Molecule: messenger RNA, 647 nt
Organism: Papaver somniferum (opium poppy)
Lineage: Eukaryota; Viridiplantae; Streptophyta; Magnoliopsida; Ranunculales; Papaveraceae
Product: polcalcin Ole e 3-like
Exons: 1
Coding region: 64-510 (148 amino acids)
Molecular function (GO): calcium ion binding
Source: RefSeq, a predicted model, not a curated record
UUCAAAACCCAAAAAUCAAACAAAAUAUUAAAAAUUGAGAGAGAGAGCUGCAAGAACAACAAGAUGAGUAGCAGCAAGACGGCAGACGAAAAGGAAUUAUUAGAAGAUAUUGAGAAUAUUUUCAAUCGGUUUGAUGUAAACGGAGAUGGCAAAAUUUCAUUAUCCGAUUUAUCAGAUGUAUAUAAAGAACUUGGAGAUGAAAUGACACCAGAAGUGUUGAAAAAAAUGAUGGAUGAUAUUGAUACAGAUGGUGAUGGAUUUAUAAAUUUGAAAGAGUUUAUUGAAUAUCAUCGUAAUACUGACGGGACUAUUGUUUUUGAAGAUAGAGAAAUAAGGUUUGCGUUUGGGAUGUAUGAUAUAGAUAAAAAUGGUUUGAUAUCUCCUGAAGAAUUACAACAAGGCUUAGGUUAUUCUGCUGAUGAUUGUGCAAGAAUUAUUAGUGCUCUUGAUACUGAUGGUAAUAUUAAUUUUGAAGAGUUUAAGAAGAUGAUGCAAAAAGAUAUUGAAUGAUUAUUUUUCUUCUUGUUUAAUCUUACUUUCAAGGAUUAUAGUGGUUGUACUGUACGUGUUUUAAUGUUUUGUUUGACUUUGAUUUUCAUGGGCUCAAGGUUCUUAAUUUUUGAUUAAUUGAAUUUCCUAUGUCUAAA